Messenger RNA from Candidula unifasciata, 765 nucleotides. The record is from the annotation of a GenBank genome assembly. Lineage: Eukaryota; Metazoa; Mollusca; Gastropoda; Stylommatophora; Geomitridae.
AUGCCACGUAUUAUGAUUAAAGGUGGUGUCUGGAGGAACACUGAGGAUGAAAUUCUUAAAGCGGCUGUUAUGAAAUAUGGCAAGAACCAAUGGGCACGAAUUGCUUCUUUAUUACACAGAAAGUCAGCCAAGCAGUGUAAAGCUAGAUGGUACGAGUGGCUGGAUCCAAGUAUCAAGAAAACAGAAUGGAGCAGAGAAGAAGAGGAAAAACUGCUGCAUCUGGCCAAACUUAUGCCAACACAGUGGAGGACAAUAGCCCCCAUCAUUGGCAGAACCGCAGCCCAGUGUUUGGAGCAUUAUGAAUAUCUGCUUGACAAGGCCCAAAACAGGGAGGCUGACAAUGAGGAUGAUCCCAGAAAACUCAAGCCAGGAGAGAUUGACCCUAAUCCAGAAACCAAACCAGCCAGACCUGAUCCAGUGGACAUGGAUGAAGAUGAGCUUGAGAUGCUUUCUGAGGCCCGAGCUCGACUGGCCAAUACACAAGGCAAGAAGGCAAAGCGUAAAGCCAGAGAAAAACAGUUGGAAGAAGCCAGACGUUUGGCUGCAUUACAGAAGAGAAGGGAGUUGAGGGCAGCUGGCAUUGCAGUGAAGCAGAAGCGCAGGAGAAAGAGAGGAGUAGACUACAACACGGAGAUCCCAUUUGAGAAGCGACCAGCUCUUGGAUUUUACGAUACAGCUAAUGAGACCUAUGACCCUUUGAACCCCAACUAUAAACGUCUGCGACAGCAGAACUUUGAUGGAGAUCUUCGUAGAGAUAAAGAAGAG